This is a messenger RNA of Doryrhamphus excisus (bluestripe pipefish), 2007 nucleotides long. RefSeq lists its product as uncharacterized. Lineage: Eukaryota; Metazoa; Chordata; Actinopteri; Syngnathiformes; Syngnathidae. Gene Ontology annotation, biological process: regulation of transcription by RNA polymerase II. The record is from RefSeq and is a predicted model, not a curated record. Gene Ontology annotation, molecular function: DNA-binding transcription factor activity, RNA polymerase II-specific; RNA polymerase II cis-regulatory region sequence-specific DNA binding.
CAACGCCCCCACCUGGCUGUUAGAGGCACGUGAGCCAGUGUACAACAUUUCGGGCCAGUUCGCGAUUUAUCCUGUUUGCGUUUGUUUAAAGGGGUGAAAUCAUGCAUAAUCUUGGGAUUGUUCCAAAUUAAAAUCAGACGCCUAAUAACGCCGAGACCGACGCAAGAUGGCAGAAGCGGCUCGGCUGCCGUAAAACCUCAAUCGAAGAAGAAAAAGGCGUAAAUUAGCAGCAAUACUUGAAGAGGACAAGAGACAAAAUGCGUGACGUCCAAGUAGUUUACUCGCUACAAGAAAACAGCAAAAUGGUAAAAGAGUUGGCGAAGGAGCGACUAAUGGCGGCGGCUGAUGAAAUAUUGGCGCUGUUUGAAAGAACAAUGGCGACGUACGAGGAGGAACUUUCUCGAUUAAGAGAGGAGAACGAGCAACAUCGACAACGUCUGGAAGCUGUUAGCAAGACUUGCAUUAUGCACCACGUCGAAGACUUCCAGCAGUUGAGUGGUGGUCAAGAGGAGCCUGCCCCUCAGCCGCAGGGGGGGAGCUCCGCUUGGAAGCACGAGGAUUCCCGCCCCCCCCACGUUAAAGAGGAAGAAAACGAACACUGGAGCGUUCAGGAGGGAGAGCGUCUUCCAGGGCAGCAGGAAGCUGAUCUCACCAGGGUACCACUGACCGGUGUCUCUGUGAAGACCGAAUCCCAUGAAGACAAACCACCUGAGUCCUCACAGCUUCAUCACAGUCCGAGUGAGGAGAACGGAGGGGUGGAGCCUCCAAGCAGCAGCGGCUCACCACAGUACAUGAUCACAGAAGCUGAUGGAGACCACUGUGGAGGAUCCCCAGCAGACAAGCUCUUAGCUCCGCUAUCAGAUAGCGAGUACACCAACAGGGACACCCAAGAAGCUCUGAGCAGCGAUGCGGACUGUGAAGGUGAUUUGAGGACUGCCACUGACGACAAACACUCAAAAAAGAAGACGGGUGAAAAGCGUUUUACUUGCUUGUUUUGUGCCAAAGGCUUUCAUUUUAAGAGUGACUUGACUCGACACAUGUGGGCGCACACAGGAGAAAAACCCUUUCGAUGCUCGGUUUGUGAUGUAAGCUGUUCUUAUAAGAGUGAGCUGACUCAACACAUGCGAACACACACAGGAGAGAAACCUUACAGUUGUUUAGUUUGUGGUGAUAAGUUUGCUCAGAAGUACACGUUGACAAGACACACAAGAACACACACAGGAGAGAAACCGUUUAGUUGUUCAGCUUGUGGUAAAUGCUUCUCUGAAAAGUCACACAGACUAUCACACAUGAAAACACACACAGGAGAAAAACCUUUCAGUUGUCCAGUUUGUGGUAGAAGAUUCUCUCAUAAGUCAACUAUGGUAUCACACAUGACAACACAUACGGGAGAGAAAGCCUUUGAGUGCUCACUUUGUUCUAAAAGGUUUUCGCAUAAGAGUGAUUUGAUUCGUCACGUAAGAAGACACACAGGAGAAAAACCUUUUAGAUGCUCAGUGUGUGGUAAAAUGUUUUCACAGAAGAGUGAUUUGAUUCGACACACCAGGACACACACGGGAGAAAAACCUUUUAGUUGCUCGGUUUGUAGUAAAAGAUUCUCUGAAAAGUCUCACAUGCUGUCACACAUGAGAACACACACAGGAGAAAAACCUUUUAGAUGCUCAGUCUGCAGUCAAAGUUAUUCUUGUAAGACCACUUUGACAGCACACAUGCAGACACACCAAGGGCAAUAAAGUAUUUCUGUUCAAUGCUGAAGUGUGAUGUUAUGGAGAAAGUGAUGAUUCACUUGCUGCGCCAUUAAGCAACAUGGAUUGUGGACUGUUCCUCACCUCCCUUGUGUUGGACUACACAUACACGUGCUCAGACUGUAAUUUCCAGCUUCAUCAACAUGUCCCUGUGGUUCAUGCAGACAGGGCAAGCUAACAACAGAUCAUGGAGACAAUUCCACAUGUGCCGCCAGCCUUUGUUAUAAAGACCGCUUCUAUUGUGACCUCUUUGAUGUUCUUC